Molecule: messenger RNA, 384 nt
Organism: Dentiscutata heterogama
Lineage: Eukaryota; Fungi; Glomeromycota; Glomeromycetes; Diversisporales; Gigasporaceae
Source: the annotation of a GenBank genome assembly
AUGUCAUGGACAGUUAUAAAACCUGAAAAUAUUCUAUUAGAAAAUCAACCAUCUAAUAAUGAUAUUCAAUCGUCUAAUUUUAUUCAUGAUAAUACUCAAUCAUCUAAUUUUAUUCAUAAUGAUACUCAAUCAUCUAAUUUUAUUUAUGAUAAUACUCAAUCAUCUAGUUUUAUUCAUGAUAAUACUCAAUUGACUAAUCUUAUUUACAGUAAUACUCAAUUAUUUUCUAUUCAUGAUGAUACUCAAUCAUCUAAUUCUACUUAUGAUGAUAUUCAACUAUCUAAUAUUACUUAUGCAUUUGAGUCUUCAAAUCAUAAUAAUUACAACAAUGUAAUUGUAAUUAGUAAUGAUGAGGAAAAUGAUUCUGAAUAUAAUUCUAAUUGA